This is a messenger RNA of Xenopus laevis (African clawed frog), 3263 nucleotides long. It is a transcript of the gene vamp7.L, whose product is annotated as vesicle associated membrane protein 7 L homeolog. The record is from RefSeq and is a predicted model, not a curated record. Lineage: Eukaryota; Metazoa; Chordata; Amphibia; Anura; Pipidae. The transcript is spliced from 8 exons. Gene Ontology annotation, molecular function: SNAP receptor activity; SNARE binding. Bases 105 to 767 code for a protein of 220 amino acids. Gene Ontology annotation, biological process: exocytosis; vesicle fusion; endosome to lysosome transport. Gene Ontology annotation, cellular component: lysosomal membrane; plasma membrane bounded cell projection; endoplasmic reticulum membrane.
CGCGUGAUGAGACUUGUGGCGUCAGGAUUUUCUUUAAGACGGAAGGCAGGGAGGUUGCAGAGAACAGCUGUGCGGGAGGUGUAAGUAGCGAUGCUGGUGCAAGCAUGGCUAUCCUAUUUGCUGUUGUUGCUAGAGGAACAACUAUACUAGCAAAACAUGCUUGGUGCGGUGGGAACUUCUUGGAGGUGACUGAGCAGAUCCUAGCAAAGAUCCCAUCAGAGAACAACAAACUCACAUAUUCCCAUGGAAGCUACUUGUUUCAUUACAUGUGCCAAGACAGAAUAAUAUACCUUUGCAUAACUGAUGACGACUUUGAACGUUCCAGAGCAUUUAAUUUCUUGAAUGAAAUUAAGAAGCGAUUUCAGACAACAUAUGGAUCGAGGGCACAGACAGCACUUCCCUAUGCCAUGAACAGUGAAUUUUCCAGUGUGCUUUCAGCACAGUUGAAAUACCAUUCUGAAAAUAAGAGUGUCGAUCGUGUAGCAGAGACACAAGCACAAGUAGAUGAACUGAAAGGAAUUAUGGUCCGAAAUAUAGAUCUGGUUGCUCAAAGAGGAGAACGAUUAGAGCUGCUGAUAGAUAAGACAGAAAACCUUGUUGAUUCUUCUGUCACGUUCAAGACCACAAGCAGAAACCUGGCAAGAGCUAUGUGCAUGAAAAAUUUGAAGCUGACUAUCAUAAUUGUUAUCGUAACUAUAGUCAUCAUCUACAUUAUUGUGUCAGCGGCAUGUGGGGGGCUGUCAUGGCCAAGCUGUGUGAAUAAGUAGUGUUUUCUAGUGCAUGAGGAUUGCCCAGGAAUGAGGAAAAUAGUGCACUACUGUUUCACACAUGUAGCAUCCUGUAGAAAAGAGACUUGGAAAAAAAGCCUUUUCUCUUGGACGCGAUGAGUUGCUCUGUCCUCUUCAUUAUUCUCUCAUCCUUCCAUCAUCCCUAAUGGACUUCUACUGUAUCUCGUUACGACAUAUAUAAGGGAAAGGAGGAGUGCGCAGCGCCAUCUUGUGCAAACAGAGCGCUGGAAGAGCAAGUGGUAAAUACAGAUCGGCAUUCUUUCUCUUUGUUGAUUUUUUUUCAGUUCUGUACCACUGAAAAUACUCAUUAACUUCCAUGACUUGUAUCUGCAAAGGGUUUGUGUUUUUAGUCUUUAACUGAAAAUUAAUUACCUUUUUUCAUUUCACUUUUAACUGUUCUUAGAGUCGCUGGAUUGUGUGUUAUACAGCACCUUUGGUUGUUUGAGCCGCUGUAAUAUGCUGUAUGCUAUACCCAAUUCCUCGUGCCUCAUUUAGACACACAUUUUUCUGGUAGCUUAUGUUAAAUUAUUAAAAUGUCUUAAGACUGUGUUCUCAUUCCAGAAAACUUUUUAUCAGUGUAUACCUAGUAGCGGAAUAGACUUAACAUUUCCCAGAAAUGUCAAAAACCUUCAUAUAAGGCACUGCUGGCCGACAGAGAUAAAAAAACAAACUAUUUUCAGAUUAUAUAUAACGAGUUAAUGCUUUUUUUUUGAGAAGGCCUCAUCGUUAAGUAUGUGUGCCUGUGUCUGAAAUGAAGCCAGACUGCAAAGCUACUUGAAAAUCAAAACAUGCAAAAGGAAGACUUUUUGUUUCACUGUUGAGGGAUUAGUGUUCUUACACUUCUAAGGGUCAUUGUGAAAGAAUACGACUCCAUCCACUGAUCUUACUGCUUGUGGAAGGCACUGAAUAAUAAUGCCCACUAAAAUCAAACAGCUAAUUGCCCACAUGGCUUAUUUCAAGCUGCUUUUUCGAUUGGUGGAGAACUGCCGAAACCAGACUGUGAUAGCCUCCAGUUCCGGACACUUUUUCGUUGGUUAAAAAAGGGCAGCAGAGUACUUGCCACAUGUCUCAUUAGUCUUAAGGCUUGAUGCUUUAUUAUAGCACUGUUUAAAGAACAAGCAUGACUAAAAUAACUAGAAUAAUCCACAUUUCUUUUAGUCUUCAUAUGAAGUCCUUUAUAUACCUUUUUGUUGUGUUUAUAUCUUCCUAUUAACAUGCAGCUUUGUAAUUAAAUGUAUAGAAAGAGCUUUCUUUGAUUACUUAGCACUUUUACAACCAAUGUAUAAUGGGAAAUUAGUGAGCCUGCUUAUCUAAGUUGCAAAAGGAUGACUGAGUUGGGAUAGAAAAUCUUCACUCGUUGAGUGUAAUGAGCUGGAAAGCUGUACUAUGUGCAAUAUAUAUAUAUGUAUGUGUGUGUGUGUGUCUUGCUCCAUGUAUUGUUUGUGUAAACAGCAAAUCCACCAAGAAAUAUACAAGCAAACUUGUAUUAAAAUUCCGGAAAAGUAUAAUCUGUCCACAUAUAUAUUUCUCAAUGUAGGUAUGUUCAUUGUCCCCCUCCUCCUUUUUUUUAGUUUUAUUUUUGAGGCCUAUAAAUGUCUGUAUGAAAGGUCACCGAUUUACAUUUAAAAAUAUGAAAAUCUUUUUGAAAUCCGGCAACGGAGACAGGCGUGAUUUAAUGUAGAGCUAAGAAGUACUGAAAUAAACAAUAGCACUGUGAUCAUCACUUAAAAUUUUUAUGUAUUUGUCUCAUAACCAAAACAUAGUUGACACAAUUACAGCUCGAAGAGGCUUGUAGCGACUUUUGCUUCCCCUGUAGCAUUGUUUGCAAGAGACACAUAUAGUAGUUCUAUUACAUGAUGCAUGGUAGAUAAAAUACAAAGAGGAUAAUUAUGUUGUAGAAUUUCAAAGAAAAUGUUUUCUGCUAAGAAUAACUAGCAAAUAUUCCUGUCGUCUGGUACCACAUCUACAAAACAUUAAAAAUCACGUAUCUUUUAUGUUAAAGUCCUGCCGCACUGCUUUUAAAACAAGUAGAGUAUUUAAACACUGAGAUUUGCCAGUCACUUGUAUUAGUAUGUGUGUGCAAUGCUCUGAUUACUUUACAAUACCUGCCAUAUUGUUUGGGUUUCCUUUCAGUCUGGCUAUGAAUAGAAAUUAGAUCCUGAUUUCGCCAGUAUUGACCUAGUUCCACUGGAAUGAUAGAGAUUUUCUAUUUGGGAAUGUUUUUUUUGCCACUUUUGUUUAACAAAUUUCACUAUAUGGAGUUUAACUGCCAAAAACAUUUUAGCUUUCACUAAAGAAAAGAUUGCUGUACGGUAGUGUAAAAAAAAAAAUUGGAUUGAAGAGGAUUGUUGGUUUUGGAUUAUCUGGUGUUAAUAUUUUACUUUAAUUCUAAACAGCUGUGAUUCUACACCACUUGUUCUGGUGAUUAUGAUUAUCGAUCAUAUGAAGGAUUAAUAAAGUAACCUAUAUACGAAA